GAAGGGGAAGGGGUCGUCAUUUCGGCCCAGCAGACAUCAGCUGUGCUGGUUGCUGUUCAGUCCGUUCAAAAUUAGGCACUUUACCACUUAAGUAGCUCCAUUUUUCGUCUUUUCUAUUUUUCCUAAAAAAAUAUAGCCGGUUACCAGGAUGGGUACUGCGUAUACUCAUUUCAUGCACCCGGGUACCAUACCAAUGGGUGAUUUUCAAGAAUCCAAGUUCGACCCACUGUUCGGAUUUGAGGCAACUGGAAGAAAAACGCGAGAAAUGGAGGUGACAGAAUUACAAAUGGAUAACCACAAUCUACCUGGGGACCGACGAGAUUUUUGUGCUAAACCACUCAUGGAGUGGCAGAAAUGCAUGUAUGAAAAUUAUCCGUUCUUCACCAAAUGUGCCCAUUAUACACAUGCAUAUGGUUGGUGCGAGUAUGAAGAUUACGUAGUAAGGAUGAAGGAAUAUGAGCGUGAGAGAAGAUUAAUGGCGCGUGCUGCACGUGUGGGUCCUGAAAGGGCUGGAUACAAGGUAUCAGCUGUUGAAAGCUAAUCAAUGACAUUUUGGGUUCUCAAUUUGUAGUUGAUCAAAGUACGUUGUGUAUAUUGUAUAUUUUAAUUGAUAUGGCUGUCCCUCUAAAUUCUGAACUCUGAAUAAUGUCAACUCCAAAUGGAACGUCAGUUGCAUCUGUUGAAUAUGUGCUUUCUGCACUUUUUAUGUCAGUUCUAAAAAAGUUGUACUUUUUUGAUGGAAUAAAACUGGAAUUUUGUUGAAAAUAA
Molecule: messenger RNA, 768 nt
Organism: Frankliniella occidentalis (western flower thrips)
Lineage: Eukaryota; Metazoa; Arthropoda; Insecta; Thysanoptera; Thripidae
Gene: ND-B18
Product: NADH dehydrogenase [ubiquinone] 1 beta subcomplex subunit 7
Exons: 3
Coding region: 149-541 (130 amino acids)
Cellular component (GO): mitochondrion
Source: RefSeq, a predicted model, not a curated record